Molecule: messenger RNA, 452 nt
Organism: Calidris pugnax (ruff)
Lineage: Eukaryota; Metazoa; Chordata; Aves; Charadriiformes; Scolopacidae
Gene: NDUFB4
Product: NADH:ubiquinone oxidoreductase subunit B4
Exons: 3
Cellular component (GO): mitochondrion
Source: RefSeq, a predicted model, not a curated record
CCCGCCGCCCAGGCCUACCGGCCCAACCGCUUCGUCUCGCUGCCGGCCGAGCUCGACCCCGAAACCUACGACUCGUCGCCGGAGAAGCGCCGUGCCGAAGCCGAGCGCUUGGCUAUCCGCGCCCGGCUCAAGCGGCAGUACCAGCUGCAGCUCAACAACCCCAACCCGCCCGCCAUCAUCGAAGACCCUGCCUUGCUGCGCUGGGCCUAUGCUAGGACACAGAACGUCUACCCGACCUUCCGCCCGACCCCCAAGACGUCUUUUCUGGGAGCUCUUGUUGGGAUAGGCCCUAUCCUCUUCUGGGCUUUUAUCUUCAAAGCUGACAGGGAUCGUAAAGAGAAGCUUAUCCAAGAAGGUAAAUACAAGCGACCGUUCAGUGUAUUUUAAGUUCCUGGAAUUGCAGUGCUCUUCAUGGGAUAUAAAUAAAUAUAAAUAAAAUAAGAUUUAUUGGA